Echinococcus granulosus is the source of this 1203-nucleotide messenger RNA. RefSeq names its product Opioid-binding protein/cell adhesion molecule. Gene Ontology annotation, cellular component: neuron projection. The transcript is spliced from 9 exons. NCBI's taxonomy places the organism in Eukaryota, Metazoa, Platyhelminthes, Cestoda, Cyclophyllidea, Taeniidae. The record is from RefSeq and is a predicted model, not a curated record. Bases 1 to 1203 code for a protein of 400 amino acids.
AUGCUGAAAACGAGUGCAGUCUUUUUUAUUCAGGAAUUGGAUGCAAUGUCGUGGAUCAAAGCACCGCGUCAAAUUCUUUCCCUUGGUAUGUACAAAGUAACCGAGGAUGAGAGAAUUUCAAUUGUGCCACCGACCCUGUUGAAAAAACGAGGUUUCAACCUUUUGAUUUAUCCGGUUACAAAGGCGGAUAAUGGGAUGUAUCGUUGCUCCAUCGCGAUUGGUGGAGAUACGCAGUCCAAGACCUACCGAUUGAACGUUCUUUUACCUCCCAGAAUAACCAAAGCACCUGGGCCAAUACUGAAGGUGGUGGAGGGAGACGCCCUGCAAGUCUCCUGCUUUGCCGAGGGGAAUCCACCCCCGGUGGUGACAUGGCUCAUGGAGGUGGCCAAAGGAGGGAUCCAAAUCUUGCCGUUGCGCUUCACCAAAGACGGCUUCGAGCUUGCACGCAAUGUGCUCAAGAGCCUGAGCGUAGAUUUCGUCGAAAUGAAUGGCUACCUGCAAAUAUCACAGAUCAAUCGCCAAAUGAGUGGAACGUUAGCCUGCCAAGCAGUGAAUGGAGUUGAACCAAAGGCUGUUCGCAAAAUGCGGCUGGAUAUACGAUUUCCACCGGAGAUUCAAGUUGCGAAUUCCUUGAUCAAACAAUCGCUAGGUGGUGACACUGUUCUUCAGUGUCAAGUGAAUGCUAAUCCCAUGGGGAUUGUUCUUUGGACCUUCGGGAAAGCUAAGACUCCCAUUAACGCCUCUUCCUGCAGCAUUCUCACUAACAAGGCCGUCAAGUACUGUGUCGUUGAUUCUCGUCAAAAACAUGAGGAGCGGUGGCCAUCGGUUAUAUCGAAGCUGCAUAUCUUGAGGCUGACGGAGGAGGAUUUCGGCGAUUAUACAUGCGGCAUGAUCACGAUGAUGGGAAAGCAUGCGGCCAGCACAACCCUUGAGAGAUACGUUGCGGAAUCCGAACAGUCUAUGCGAUUGUUUAACGACCCUUUCUUCAAUUUGCCUCUUCAGACGACAACUACAAUGCCAAUCCUGGACCAUCAGUAUAAUUUAGACAGCUCCAAAGAUUCGCUUUACGGAUAUUCGCAUUUUCGGGAGAAGAAAAAACCGCUCAUCACCAAGGUCCUCUAUGCAGAUGCGACCUCGGCCGCUACGCAAACGAUGCCUGCGAUAAGCAUAAUACUAGCCGUGCAGUACAUCCUGGAAAGAUGA